Messenger RNA from Acaulospora morrowiae, 789 nucleotides. The record is from the annotation of a GenBank genome assembly. Lineage: Eukaryota; Fungi; Glomeromycota; Glomeromycetes; Diversisporales; Acaulosporaceae.
AUGAAUCACUCCGGACUUAGUAGAAGUCCAUAUAGUAAGAGUGCUUGUACUUUAUGUUGGGCUUCAAAAAGAAAAUGUAAUUAUGAUCCUUUACUUCUAUCGUGCGAAAGAUGCCGAGAAAGAGGGAUUGAAUGUGUUCUUAAGAGCAAGCGUAAGCCUGGACCGAAAACUCCAACUUCACGAAUUCCAUCAGAAUUCGAAAAUUUUUCAACUACACCUCAACUAUCGGAUGGAAUAAGUUUUAAUUCAGAGUUAUCAAAUGAAAAACAGAGAUUUUGCACCGGUUGUCGUACGCAAGAAAAAAGAUGUAUUUACCAUGGUGUACCAGGAGAAUUUAGAUGCGAGGAAUGCAAGAAAGGCGAUAAUGAAUGUUUAUUCCAAUGUAUAAAAUGUUGUAAAAAGAGGGAUUUGUUUUCCUCUUGUACAGACUGUAAGGAAACUAAAGAAGAUCCACCGCAUAGCAUAACUAUUGAUACUGAUACUCAGAAGCUCUACCUUCAGCAUUCCAAUUGUAACCAUAAGAUCGAAAUUACUCCUACAUUAAUAAAUGCUAUGAUAAAAUCACAUAAGGAGGUUGGUCGAGUAACAGGUGAUAACUCGGAUAAUGCAAUGCUAAAAUCAUACGAGGUUGAUCAAGGCAACUCAGAUAAUGCGAGGAGUCAAAUAACAGAUGAUGACUCAAAUAACACUACAUUUGAGAAUGCGAUGUCCAACGAAUACCUGAUGCAAUUAUCUCUACCUCCAGACUGGAAUAGUUUCCAAGAAAUUCAUUUUCCUACUGAUAGUUAA